GGGCCGCCCAGCCAUGUUGAAGAGUCUCUCAGGCAAAUUGCAGCCCGCCAUUGUGUAGAAAGCAGGCUCUGUAGACAUAAGGGUGCUUGGCUGAAACUCUUCAAUAGCUAGUGUAAUACUACUCCUCGCCGCUUUUAUUUAGGAGUAUUUACAGUUACAAAGGCUCCGGGGGGGAAAAAGACAUGUCAGCCAGCAGCCUUCUCGAACAGAGACCGAAAGGCCAAGCAAAUAAAGUGCAAAACGGAGCUGUGACCCAAAAGGAUACUCUGAAUGAUGAUGAGUUUGAGCCUUACCUGAAUACCCAGGCAAGACAGAGCAAUGCCUAUACGGCCAUGUCGGACUCGUACAUGCCCAGCUACUACAGUCCCUCCAUAGGAUUUUCAUACUCUCUAAAUGAGGCAGCAUGGUCCACAGGUGGUGACCCUCCUAUGCCUUACCUGGCCUCCUAUGGACAGCUGAGCAAUGGGGAGCCCCACUACCUCCCAGACGCUAUGUUUGGCCAGCCAGGCCCCCUUGGGAGCAACCCAUUCCUGGGACAGCAUGGUUUCAAUUUCUUCCCAAGUGGUAUCGACUUCUCUGCAUGGGGAAACAGCAGCUCUCAGGGACAGUCUGGGACACCGCAGAGUUCUGGAUACAGCAGCAGCUAUGCCUAUGCUCCCAGCUCUCUUGGGGGUGCCAUGAUCGAUGGACAGUCCCCAUUCGCACCUGCUGCCAAUGAGCCCCUUAACAAGGCACCUGGUAUGAACAGCCUUGACCAGGGCAUGGCGGGGCUUAAAAUUGGUAGUGCUGCUCCUGGGGGUAACGGGGACAUGACUCCUAAGGUCGUUGGUUCUGGUUUACCUGGUGGGGGUCCCCUUGGUCCUGUAUCAUCUGUAGGACCGCCCAGUAUGCCUCCUGUCUCUAUUGCCCCUGCCAAACCUGCUUCUUGGGCCGAUAUUGCCAGCAAGCCAGCCAAGCCACAGCCCAAGCUGAAAACCAAGGGUGGCAUGGCCGGUGCCAAUUUGCCUCCUCCACCUAUUAAACAUAACAUGGACAUUGGCACUUGGGACAACAAGGGUACAAUGCCUAAAGCUGCCACCCCUCAGCAGGUGCCCCCCAUCUCCAGUAAUGGGCAGCCACCCAGUCAGGCAUCCCCCCAGCCUGGAGCUACUGCUGCAGGGACCCCACAACUACCCCUCAGCAAUGGACAGAUGAUACCCCCAGUUUCCCAGAUGGGGCAGCAUCAGCUUCCACCUACUGGACAGCCAAGUAUGUCACAGAUGCCCCAACCACCUCUGUCCCAGGGUCCUCCACCUCCUCCCCCUAACCAACAACAGCAACCCUCUCAACCUACUCGCUGGGUCCCUCCAAGGAAUCGGGCUAAUGGAUUUGGGGACACCAGUGGAAAUGGUACUGGUCAGUCACCUCCUGCCUCUUCAGGUGUGGGUGUGGUUCCUGGGGUUCCUUCUGAGCCUCACCCAGUUUUAGAAAAGUUGAGAAUGGUCAACAACUAUAACCCGAAGGACUUCGAUUGGAAUCCCAAGCAAGGUCGGGUGUUUAUCAUUAAGAGCUACUCUGAGGAUGACAUCCACCGUUCCAUCAAGUAUAACAUCUGGUGCAGCACGGAGCAUGGCAACAAGAGGCUUGAUGCAGCGUACCGUUCACUGGGUGGGAAAGGCCCACUUUAUCUUCUUUUCAGUGUCAAUGGGAGUGGCCAUUUCUGUGGUGUAGCAGAGAUGCGCUCACCCGUGGACUACAACACGUCUGCUGGCGUGUGGUCACAGGACAAGUGGAAGGGGCGUUUUGACGUGCGCUGGAUCUUUGUUAAGGACGUUCCCAACAGUCAGUUGAGGCACAUUCGACUGGAGAACAACGAGAACAAGCCAGUGACCAACUCUCGGGACACACAGGAGGUACCACUGGACAAGGCCCGGCAAGUGCUAAAGAUCAUCGCUGGAUACAAACACACCACUUCAAUCUUUGAUGACUUUUCUCACUACGAGAAGCGCCAGGAAGAGGAAGAGUGUGUGAAAAAGGUGGAGGUCCAAGGCAGUGAGCCAUAUCCCAGCAACCCAAGCAACAGGAGUCAUUACAGGCUUCAGGAUCGCCAAGGACGAGUCAAGUAACAGUUGGUGCUUUGGUCAAAAAGACUGCAAUGACCCCCUCACCCCACCCCUAUAACCUCACCACCCCAUUACAUCCAGAUCUCAAAUGAAAAUCUAUUAGGGGUGAAGAAUUAACAAAGGACAGAAAACUAAAUGAAGACUUUGAUUUCUUUUGACUUUAAAGACUUACCUUGAACUUGUAGUAAAAAGAAAAAGAAACGAUUAUUCAUAGGACUACAACUUAAUGCAUAGCAUCCUUAGGUGAAAACUUUUUCUUUUUUUUUUUUGCCCCGCCCCAUUUCACUACAUAUGCUUUUUCUCUUGUAUGCUGCAUUUUCCUUUGCCCCUCUUUUUGUAAUUGAAAGGAUCUUCGUGUCUUGGUCCAAGAGCAAGUCUGUACUCACGAAAACACACAAAUCAGAUAGAAGUUUGUAGUGUUGGUUUAUAAUAGUGUCCCGAAAUCAAGAAUGGGCAGUUUGUCCUUUUUUUUUUUUCUUUUUUUUUUCUUCUUCUUUUGUGCACCCCUCCCCAAACCACUGUCUUCUGAGGGUGUUCACAUUUUCAACCAGGACCUGAUUGAUAUUCACCAUAGGCGAGUGUCAAGUUGGCUCCAGAAAUAGUUUGCUACAUGCUUGACAUGUAUUUUUGUUUGGAAAGACUGGGAGAUUCUCAGAAAGGCCCUCUGUUUUAUUUUGCAUGUGUUGGAUGG
This is a messenger RNA of Thalassophryne amazonica, 2793 nucleotides long. It is a transcript of the gene ythdf2, whose product is annotated as YTH N(6)-methyladenosine RNA binding protein 2. Gene Ontology annotation, biological process: mRNA destabilization. Gene Ontology annotation, molecular function: N6-methyladenosine-containing RNA reader activity; mRNA binding. The transcript has 6 exons. Lineage: Eukaryota; Metazoa; Chordata; Actinopteri; Batrachoidiformes; Batrachoididae. Gene Ontology annotation, cellular component: cytoplasm. The record is from RefSeq and is a predicted model, not a curated record. The coding region runs from base 183 to 2105 and encodes 640 amino acids.